AUGACCACCAAAACGCAUCCUGCGCUGCGCAUCCAUGCCCGCGAGAAGCUCCAGCUUGAUAACAUUCCUUCUUUACCUUGCGGACCCAAUGAAGUUCGACUCAAGAUUGCCUACUGUGGGAUUUGCGGCUCAGACAUUCAUGAAUAUCAGGCACUCCCGAUCUUUGCUCCGCCACCUGGUGGCAAGCAUCAUGCUACGGGAGUUGAACUUCCCGUGGUCAUGGGCCACGAAAUGUCGGGCACUGUGACAGAGGUUGGAUCAGCAGUCCGAAACCUGGAGCUCGGCCAAAACGUGGCGGUCUGUCCCUCGUUGGACGAUCGAUCCUACAAUGAGCCCCCGUGCUCAUCUUGUCGCAGGGGCAAGGUCAAUAUCUGCAAGCGCUUUGCCACCUAUGGCCUGAGUGCCUGGGGAGGAGGGUUCUCGACUGAGAUCGUGGUCAAGGACUUCAAUUGCUUCCCUCUUCCAAGUUCGGUGUCACUAAAAGUGGGUGCCCUGACCGAGCCUCUCGCUGUCGCCUGGCACAGCAUUCGGACAUCGGGAUUCCAGAAAGGUCAGACGGCACUCAUUCUUGGCGCAGGUCCCAUCGGGCUUGCCAUUUUGCUCUUACUCAAAGUCUGGGACGCCAGUAAGGUGGUCGUGACAGAAGUCACGGAAGCGAGACAGCUACAAGCACAAAAGUUCGGUGCUGACCUGGUUAUCAAUCCUCUACAAAAGCCCGCAGGCGGCUCAAGCGAGGCACCUCCAGAUCCCGUGGUGGAUGCCAUCCGGACCUUCUCUGAAGACGGUGUUGACGUUGCCUUUGACGCAACUGGCCUCCAAUCGACCUUGGACACGGCACUGGCAGCCACGCGACCCGGAGGGACUAUUUUCAACGUCGCGAUACACGAGAAACCGCUAUCCUUGAACCUAAACGACAUUGGAUUUCUUGAGAAACGCCUCCUUGGGGGAAUCUGCUAUACUAAGGAAGACUAUGAACAAGUGAUCAACGCGAUGGAGUCUGGGAAGAUUCCAUUUGAGCAGAUGAUUACUUCAGUUGUGCCUCUGACAAAUGCAAUCGAGGGCGGUUUCAUGGAGCUUAUCCGGAACAAAGCGAAGCAUGUCAAGAUCUUGAUCCAGCCAGAGGAAGACUAG
Molecule: messenger RNA, 1131 nt
Organism: Fonsecaea pedrosoi CBS 271.37
Lineage: Eukaryota; Fungi; Ascomycota; Eurotiomycetes; Chaetothyriales; Herpotrichiellaceae
Product: chlorophyll synthesis pathway protein BchC
Exons: 2
Coding region: 1-1131 (376 amino acids)
Biological process (GO): butanediol biosynthetic process
Cellular component (GO): cytoplasm
Molecular function (GO): (R,R)-butanediol dehydrogenase activity; zinc ion binding
Source: RefSeq, a predicted model, not a curated record